AUGGAGAAGUUUCUUGUGAAAUUUAACCAUUCUCAAGCAAGUUCUAGUACGAAUGUCAAUCCUUCUAGUCUUAUAGAUGACCUUAAUUUAGAUUCACUUGAAGCCGAUCCAGGAAAAAGAGUACCAAUUGCUCACUAUAACCCUCAAAUAAAGGAUGAAGUGAGGAAACAUUAUAUUCAAAAAGGGCCUUGUCAACCAAAAAUGGAUUCAUAUCCUCCAACUGAAAUUGGAAAAAGAAUGCGUCAAUUUUGUAAAAUUUGGUUUGAAGGUCCAUAUUCUAAAUGGUUGGAGUAUAGCGUGGAGAAAGAUUCUGUCUAUUGUCUAUGUUGUUAUUUAUUCAAAGAUGAUUUUUUCCAUGGAAGUACAAGUGAGUUUUACACAAAAACGGGUUUUAGGAGUUGGAAUAGGGCACUUGAAAGAUUCCGUAAACAUGUUGGUGAUGUUAAUAGUAUUCAUGACAAAUGUUUCAACAAGAUGCUAGAUUUGUCAAAUCAUCAUCAAUCAAUUCAAGUUGUUAUUGAUAAGCAUUCUCAAAAGUUAAAAAAUGAGUAUCGAAUGCGAUUUUUGCGAUGGCACGGGGACAAACAUCCGAAUGUUGGAAAAGUGAUAUUGGAAAAUGCCCCACAAAAUGAUACGUUGACUUGUCCUAUGAUUCAAAAAGAUAUUGCCAAUGCUUGUGCAAAAGAAACAUUGAAAGCAAUAAUUGGGGACUUGAAUGGAGAUUACUUUGGUAUAUUAGUUGAUGAGUCAAAAGACAUCUCUCACAAAGAACAAAUGGCUCUUGUUUUGCGUUUUGUUAAUAAGAAUGGUGAAGUAGUUGAACGAUUUAUCGGUCUUGUCCAUGUUAGUGAUACAUCGGCAUGUUCAUUGAAGAAAGCGAUUUAUUCUUUACUUUCCGUUCACUCACUAAGUCCAUCCAAAAUACGUGGACAAGGUUAUGAUGGGGCUAGUAAUAUGAAAGGAGAGAUAAAUGGGCUCAAAACUUUGAUUAUGAAAGAUAGUCCAUCGGCAUAUUACAUUCAUUGUUUUGCUCAUCAAUUGCAACUAACACUAGUGGCUAUUGCUAAAAAACAUUUGGAUGUUGAAGACUUUUUUGAUCAUGUUAGUAAUGUGUUGAAUGUUGUUGGAGGAUCUUUCAAGCGUAGAGACUUACUUCGUGAUCACCAAGCCAAAAAGUUAGAGCAAUUAUUUGAAUCCGGUGAAGUUCAAAAAGGCCAAGGAUUACAUCAAGAACGUGGGCUUCAAAGACCAGGUGAUACUCGUUGGGGAUCACAUUUCAAAACUUUAGAUAACUUUAUUGUUAUUUUCUCAUCUGCAUCAAGAACGUGA
This is a messenger RNA of Solanum tuberosum (potato), 1329 nucleotides long. Its product is annotated as zinc finger MYM-type protein 1-like. NCBI's taxonomy places the organism in Eukaryota, Viridiplantae, Streptophyta, Magnoliopsida, Solanales, Solanaceae. The transcript has 2 exons. The coding region runs from base 1 to 1329 and encodes 442 amino acids. The record is from RefSeq and is a predicted model, not a curated record.